This is a messenger RNA of Pseudoliparis swirei, 4551 nucleotides long. RefSeq names its product TAO kinase 3a (gene taok3a). Bases 767 to 3445 code for a protein of 892 amino acids. Gene Ontology annotation, biological process: protein phosphorylation; execution phase of apoptosis. The record is from RefSeq and is a predicted model, not a curated record. NCBI's taxonomy places the organism in Eukaryota, Metazoa, Chordata, Actinopteri, Perciformes, Liparidae. The transcript has 21 exons. Gene Ontology annotation, molecular function: ATP binding; protein kinase activity.
UUCUCUUAAAUCACUUGAACAUGUCACAUUAGAACAAACCAGGUUUUAUGAGGUCAAUAUUUUCCAUUUUCUGAUGACUCUUAGAUUCAGUUGGGAGCUUGGUGUGCAUGCCUUGGUUUAAUAAAACCAUUGGCCAUAUUCAAUUAGAUUGGUUAUUAGUGAUUAGAUUAAAUAAUGCUAUAAUUAGCCACGCCAGAUCCUGUGCAGUUUGAUGAGCUGUGGACAGACAGUGAGCUGCUCGCGCAUAUGAGGUGACCGGUCACAUGAUCAUUCUGCCGGAGAUAAUGAUUUGUGUUUUUUAGAAUUGUUACAUAUGAUACCCAAUUGUAGCUUGUUUUCUAACACCUCUAGUAAUCUCUGUUUUGGCAUUAAAUGUGACAGAAAGUUGGCGUCUUUAUCGUUUCAUCCAUCAUGUCCAACACAUUCUUUUUUUCACAUUUAUCCCCUCUGGAGAGCAUGAUCAAGAUGCACCCUGUUUGGAGCAUGUGACAUGCUGGCUUAAGCGUGAUUGGAGGGCCAAAAUUAAGGAGAUAAAAAAGGUACAGUGUUUUUCCAAUCACGAUGGAAGUCUGAAACUAAAGAAAGAGAACGAGAAGGAGACGGAGGCUAAUCUGACCAUUCCCCUUUUAACAUUUCCUUCUGGUGUUUCCUUCUGGUCUGGCUGGCCGAUGCCGGCCCCGUCGUGGACGUCAGGCGGCGGCAGCAGCAGCAGCGGUAGCGGUGUGCACGUGAGCGUCGCCCCCGGCGCCUAGCUCAUGUCCAGCCCAUGAUGCCGUCGUCCACGCGCAAAGGAGUGCCGAAGGACCCCGAGCUGGUCGACCUCUUCUUCAAAGAUGACCCCGAGGACGUCUUCUCCGACCUGCACGAGAUCGGGCAUGGCAGCUUCGGGGCCGUCUACUUCGCCCGUAACGCCUUCUCCAACGAGGUGGUGGCCAUCAAGAAGAUGUCCUACAAUGGCAAGCAGACGACUGAAAAGUGGCAGGACAUCAUUAAGGAGGUGAAGUUCCUGGGUCAGCUGCGCCACCCGAACAUCAUCGAGUACAAAGGCUGCUACCUGAAGGAGAACACGGCCUGGCUGGUGAUGGAGUACUGCCUGGGCUCAGCCUCAGACCUGCUGGAGGUUCAUAAGAAACCACUGCAAGAGAUGGAAAUUGCUGCCAUUACCCAUGGUGCCUUGCUAGGACUGGCCUACCUACAUUCCCACAACAUGAUUCACAGAGACGUAAAAGCUGGAAACAUUCUGCUGACGGAGCUGGGUCAGGUCAAACUGGCCGACUUUGGCUCCGCCUCCCUCGCCUCACCUGCCAACUCCUUUGUGGGAACACCUUACUGGAUGGCUCCAGAAGUGAUCCUCGCCAUGGAUGAGGGCCAGUACGAGGGGAAGGUGGACAUCUGGUCCCUGGGGAUCACCUGCAUUGAACUGGCGGAGCGCAAACCCCCCUUGUUCAACAUGAAUGCCAUGAGUGCCUUAUAUCACAUCGCACAGAACGACUCUCCCACGCUACAGUCCAAUGAGUGGUCGGACCCCUUCCGGAGCUUCGUGGACUACUGCCUCCUGAAACCCCCUCAGGACAGACCCUCCUCGGGGGAGCUGCUGCGACAUGACUUUGUGCGGCGGGACCGCUCUCCUCGUAUCCUCCUCGAGCUCAUCCAGAGGACGAAGGACGCGGUGCGCGAGCUGGACAACCUGCAGUACCGCAAGAUGAAGAAGAUCCUCUACCAGGAGAAGCACAAUGGACCAAUGGGAGAGAGCCAGGACGAAGAGGAGGACAGCGAGGCCGCCAGCUGUAAGAUGAACAGCCUGGGCAGCAACCACUCCGUCCCCAGCACCUCGGUGAGCAGCCAGAGCAGCAGCGUGAGCAGCAUGCAGGAGGUGCUGGACGACAGCCUCUCCGACAUGACGGCCACGCAGCCGCUGGACUACGGCUCGCUGGAGUCCUGCGCGCACGCCAAGAAGGACCACGGGAUCCACAGGGACCACCUUCAAGGGCUGCGGCCGUCGUCCUCCGACAAGAGCAGCCAGGCCCAGAACUACAAGAACCAGAGCCGCUUCGCCACCAUCAAGUCGGCCUCGCUGGUGACCAAGCAGAUCCAGGAGCAUGAGCAGGAGAGCGAGCUGCGCGAGCAGAUGUCGGGCUACAAGCGCAUGCGGCGGCAGCACCAGAAGCAGCUCAUCGCCCUGGAGAACAAGCUGAAGGCCGAGAUGGACGAGCACCGGCUCAAGCUGCAGAAGGAGGUGGAGACGCAGGCCAACAACGCCUACAUCGAGCUGGAGAAGCUGGCUAAGCGCCACGCCGCGCACGCCGACAAGGAGAUGAAGACGGCGCUGACCGAUGAGAAGAAGUUCCAGCAGCAGAUCGCGGCGCAGCAGAAGAAGGAGCUGACCACCUUCCUGGACAACCAGAAGAAGCAGUACAAGCUCUGCAAGGAGAAGAUCAAGGAGGAGAUGAACGAGGACUACAGCACACCCAAGAAGGAGAAGCAGGAGCACCUGUCCAAGCACAAGGAGAACAUGCAGCACUCCCAGGCCGAGGAGGAGGCGCAGCUCCUGGCCCAGCAGAGGGACUUCUACGACAGGAACUGCCGUGCCUUCAAGCGCAAAGUCACCAUGAAGCGUCACGACCUGGAGCAGGAGCAGAUCAGAGAGGAGCUGAACAAGAAGAAGACCCAGAAGGAGAUGGAGCACGCCAUGCUGACCCGCCACGACGAGUCCAUGCAGGAGCUGGAGUACCGGCAGCUGAAGGUCCUGCAGAAGCUGCGCAUGGACCUGAUCCGCCUGCAGCACCAGACGGAGCUGGACAACCAGAUCGAGUACAACAACCGGCGCGAGCGAGAGCUGCGCCGCAAACACGUGCUGGAGCUGCGGCAGCAGCCCAAGAACCUCAAGGCCUUGGAGCUGCAGAUCAAGAAGCAGUUCCAGGACACGUGCAAGGUGCAGACCAAGCAGUACAAGGCGCUGCGCCACCACCAGAUGGAGGUCACGCCCAAGGCGGAGCACAAGGCGGUGCUCAAGGCCUUGAAGGACGAGCAGACCCGCAAGCUGGCCAUCCUGGCGGAGCAGUACGAGCAGAGCAUCAACGAGAUGAUGGCGUCGCAGGCGCUGCGUCUGGAUGAGUCCCAGGAGGCCGAGUGCCAGGCCCUGAGGCAGCAGCUGCAGCAGGAGAUGGAGCUGCUGCACGCCUACCAGAGCAAGAUCCAGCUGCAGACGCAGGCGCAGCACGAGCGGGAGCAGCUGAAGCUGGAGCAGAAGGUGUCGCUGCGCCGCGCGCACCUGGAGCAGAAGAUUGAAGAGGAGCUGGUUUCCGUCCAGAAGGAGCGGACCGAGCGUAUCAAACAUCUUCUGGAGCGUCAGGAGCGCGAGACGGACGGCUUCGACAUGGAGAGCAUGCGGCUGGGCUUCUGCAACCUGGGCUCCCUGGACCUCCCCAAGGAGGACUACAGAUGAGGCCCAGCCUCAGCACCUCCCCAAGGAGGACUACAGAUGAGGCCCAGCCUCAGCACCUCCCCAAGGAGGACUACAGAUGAGCCCCAGCCUCAGCACCUCCUCCUCUCACCUGCUGCUGGACCCUCAGUCACACUCAACUGGAUGAGAAAUGAGCGUCUCCCGGCCGGUCAGAGGCAGGCGAUGGCGCCAUGGGUUUUAGUAACUCUCCCUCCUCCCACCGCCCCCCCGACACCCAUCACAAAAACCGCCUCCCCCGCCUUGCCUCUUGUGGUGUCACAACAACAACAUGCCGGAUAACUUCCUGUUGUCAUGUUUUUUGUGUGUAAGAAUAACGAUGACGUAAUCACAGUGUUUGUUGCGCAAUGAUCUCGUGAUGAGAGGAGGGAGAGAGAAUGCGUGUGUGUGUGUGUGUCUGAGUGUGUCUGUGUUUGUGUGUGUGUCUGUAUCUGUGUGUGUCUGUACAUGUGUGUGUAUGGAGCGAUAAAUCAAACAGCCAAUCAGAUCGUCUCAGCUUUUAGUUUCUGAGCUGUAAUCUUUUGGUAUUUAUUCAUCAGGACAUUUUUAUGAACCAUUUGAAUACUUAAUAGUUUGAUACUUUGAGAUACAAACCAGCUGUUCACACAGGUACGAUACCACAGGUGUGGGGGGUGAUUUGAUUACUGGGGGGGGGGGGUGACCACGGUACUGAUUCCUCUGCACUGGCAGCCAAUGUGAAUAAUAGACACGUGAAGUCUCCAGCAGGCGAGCACAAAGGGCUUCAUGGGGGGGGGGGGGGGGGGGGGCUUGUGUAUAGAUGGAUUUAUGGAGAGCUUUUACUUAUUUUCGUAUUGUAUUUUAACUUGUCACUUCGAAUCAAAAGAUAAUUUUUUAAAAGGCGCUUGUCCCCCCCGCCCUCAGAUGGUAUCUAAGGGUCCGUCAUGUUUCGAUGGGUUUUUCAUCUGAUCUUUUUUUGGGGCUCUACACGACGCUGUGUGUCGUCUCCAGUGUGACGCGUCAUCGUUGCAUGCACUUUAAUUUAUUUUCUUUUUUUCCAGAUUAAGAGAAAGCAUGAAUCUGUCAGAGCUUUUAAAUAUAUUUGAAAAUAAAGUGCUUGUCACACAAAGUAA